This is a messenger RNA of Saccostrea cuccullata (small rock oyster), 12112 nucleotides long. RefSeq names its product low-density lipoprotein receptor-related protein 1-like. The coding region runs from base 158 to 12112 and encodes 3984 amino acids. Gene Ontology annotation, biological process: receptor-mediated endocytosis. The transcript has 78 exons. The record is from RefSeq and is a predicted model, not a curated record. Gene Ontology annotation, cellular component: plasma membrane; signaling receptor complex; apical plasma membrane. Gene Ontology annotation, molecular function: protein binding; hormone binding; calcium ion binding. NCBI's taxonomy places the organism in Eukaryota, Metazoa, Mollusca, Bivalvia, Ostreida, Ostreidae.
GAGUCAACAUCAUUCAAACGCUCUUAGUGGAAACUUCAACACGGGCACAUGGUGUGGGAAAUGCAAUGGAUUUACUGUGAAUUUCCUAUGUGUGUGCAAAUCCUCAGAUUAAGUAAGAGUGCAACUUAAAAGGAUCAGGGAAGGCUCUUAGCCCGCCAUGCAGGCGAAAUUGCCGUCUGCACUUUUCCCCACCGUGUUUUUGAUUUGGGUAACUGCCGUCACAUACUCUAGAGGUGAUGUAGAGUGUCCAGAUGAUGCUGGUUACUGGACCUGUCAUGACGGGAUAGAGGAAAUCCACAGCUGCUGGAAAUGUGAUGGAGCACAGGACUGUGAUGACGGAUCAGAUGAAUCCGACUCGGAAUGUGUCACUACUUCAAGGAGGAGGAGAUCCACAGACAAUACCCCCUUCAAACCUCUAUCACCGUUCCUCAGGUGUAAUCCAAACUACGAGAGGUGUCCAGGGGAGGAACUGUGCAUUCCACUAUCCAAAUUCUGUGAUAAACAUAAAGACUGUGAGCUCGGAGGGGACGAGACCAGUUGUAAUGUGACAUUUUCAACAAGCUGUGAUAAAUUGAAUUGUACAUAUAGGUGCACACAGACCAAAGAUGGGCCCAAGUGUUACUGCGAUUCUAGUUCAUUUAUGAUGUCAAAACAAAAUGAAUGUGUCAACUAUAAUCCAUGUGAAUACCAUGAAGGCAUCUGUGACCAAAAAUGUUCCUUCAACAGUUCCUUGCGGAAGUUCUCAUGUUCCUGUACAAAUGGUUAUAAGGGGGAUGGAACUCAUUGUAUUCCAUUUAAUGAACCUUCGUCUGAGAAGAAAUCCCUGUUGGUAGCUGCUUCAGAGGUUUUAUUACAAUUACAAUUUAAAUCCGAUACACCAAAGCUAAGCCACAGCAGCACUGAGGCCCAUUAUAUCAGGACGGUCGACUUUGAUCACAGAAAUAAAGUUGUAUGUUGGAUAAUGUAUGAACCAUCACCUAAAGAUAAAUCAACCAUGCAGUGUAUGAACCAAUCCACUUUCAGUAUCACAGAAGCUUUUACACAAGUCACAUUAGAAACAAUCGAAAACUUUGCCCAUGACUGGAUUACUGGAAAUUGGUAUUUUGUUGAUGUUGUCAAUAAUAGGAUCAUCUUAUGCACCUCAGAAGGGACAUAUUGCGCAACCAUUAUGAAAUUUGGGGCAAAAACUCCACGAACACUUGUGCUGGAACCAAAUUUAGGUUUGAUGUUCUAUACAUUGAGAUCUAAGACUAGUGGCUGGAGCAUACACCAGGCCUACCUUGAUGGUUCUAACAGCAGUGCUCUAGUGGAGGGCAUCGAUGAACUGAUCAGUCCAUACGGAAUGACCAUUGACUUCCCAAACCAACAACUGUACUGGGUGGAUUCAGCUAAAGGCACUGUGGAGAGAAUAGACAUCAACCGAGAGACAGUCAACAGAUACACAGUUACAAGGUUAGAGGCUAGGAAAUCGAGAGGCAUUUCCAUCCUUGGGGAGUUUAUUUAUGUGACUGGUGAUGACGUGAAGUUAACUCGCAUUCAUCGCUGGGAUCGGUCGGUCAAUGCCACCAAGUACACCAACAUCAGGAUGCAUGAUCCCUACCAGUUACAGAUUUACCAUCAGCUCAGACAGCCCAUCAAUCCGGAUGUCAACACUACCCAGUGUGCCAGUCUUGGAUGUAAACAUCUGUGUGUGAAUGUACCUUCUGAAGAGGGACUGGUUGCCAAGUGUCUGUGUGAAGCUGGGUAUCAACUGGCCAAUGAUUCAAAGCAAUGUACAAUAAUUCCAGAAUGCAGUCGGUGUACAAAUGGUGAAUGUCUGAGUAUUGCUAAGGAAGAAUGUCAGAUAAGCUCCAGCUGUCCUGAGGGAUACAGAAGAUGUCCAUUAAAUGAAUGUUUGAUGGCAAACUGGUGGUGUGAUAGAGAGCCUGACUGUAAGGAUGGGGCAGAUGAACUGUUCUGUCAUCUAGGGGAGAGAACUUGUGAAGAGAUGACAGAGUUUACUUGUGUUAGUAGUGGGGAAUGUAUUGAAAGGGAGUUCCAGUGUAAUGCUGUAGAGGAUUGUGAAGAUGGCUCAGACGAGCUUGGCUGCGACGUGUUGUGUGGUGAGGAUAAAAAUAACCACUUCCAGUGUGAUAACCAGACUAAAUGCCUGUUCAACUCCAGUAUUUGUGAUGGCAAACCAGACUGCCUGGAUGGCAGUGAUGAAAAAAACUGUGGUACAGGGAAAACUUGUUCACCCAGUGAGUUUAAGUGUGACAGUGGAGAGUGUAUCAACAAGAGGUGGAAAUGUGACCAGGAAAGUGAUUGUUUGGACGGAUCCGAUGAAUUGGUUUGUUGGCAUCAGAAGAAUUGUUCUGAGCAUGAAUUUAAGUGUGAGACAGAUGGGAUCUGUAUACUAAAGAGCUGGCAGUGUGACAAGGAAUAUGACUGCAAGGAUCGGUCUGAUGAAGCCAACUGUACCUAUCACACCUGUAAUUAUCCCAAUGUGACUUGUGGUAGCCAUGGAAACACCAAGUGUAUCACCCCAAACCAGAUGUGUGAUAACAAAACAGACUGCCCAGAUAGCCGUGAUGAGCAGGGGUGUAAACCAGAGAGCUGUAAGAACCACAGUUGUUCCGAUGUGUGCCGGCCAGCACCACCUAACCUUGUGACCCAUCCCUAUAUCUGUUUGUGUAAAGAGGGCCGUGAACUGGGCUCAGACAACAGGACCUGUAAUCCAUCCAACAUUUGUCAAACAUGGGGGAUAUGUGGACAGAAGUGUGAGAAGUUACAGCGAGGGCAUGUGUGUUCUUGUAAUGAGGGCUACCACAUGGAAGCUGAUGGCUUCACAUGCAGACCCCUUGAUAAUGUGCCAGUAUACAUAAUAUUUUCUAACCGCCAUGAGAUGCGGAGUGUGGACCUGACAAAUCACAAUUACGCUGCCCUCGUAUCAGGCCUACACAAUACAGUGGCAUUAGAUUUCUAUUAUGCCCAGCAAUAUAUUUUCUGGACUGAUGUGGCAGAUGACAAAAUCUUCAGAGGCAAACUACAGGGAAAUGCCCUGACUGACAUCACCCCCAUCGUAGACAUUGGGCUGGCCACCACCGAGGGUCUGGCUAUAGACUGGAUUGGGGAGAAAAUUUACUGGGUAGAGAGCAAGCUUUACCAGAUAGAAGUGGCGGGCAUUAAUGGAGAGAACCGCACCACGCUCAUUGCUGGUAACAUGGUCAGUCCUAGAGCCAUUGUGCUAGACCCCAGGGUCGGAACACUGUUUUGGACAGACUGGGAUACAAACAACCCUAGGAUUGAGACAUGCUCUAUGGCCGGAGAGAACCGACAUAUCAUAUUUCACAUUAGACGGAUUGUAGAAGGAGGUUGGCCCAAUGGAUUAACCAUAGAUUAUGACUUUAGAAGACUCUACUGGAUUGACGCAAGAUCAGACUCAAUUCACACUGUGACCUACGAGGGACAAGAUCAUCGUCAGAUUCUCCAGGACAGGGACAAUAUCAGACAUCCAUUCGCUCUCUCUCUGUUUGGUAACCAUGUCUACUGGACAGAUUGGGGCAUCAAUGCACUCGUCUCCGCAAACAAGUUUGAUGGCUCUAAUGUGACCAUUGUUAAACGAACCAAUACCCAGCCUUUUGAUAUCCAAGUCUACCAUCCCAAACGUCAGCUGUCAUCGCCCAAUCCCUGCGCAGUUAACAAUGGAAACUGUUCCCAUCUGUGUCUAAUCAGUUACAACAACACUGUGGGCUGUGUCUGUCCUCAUCUCAUGGAGCUGGCAGCCGACAAAAAAACAUGCAAACCUGAUCAGAGUUUCCUGGUGUUCGUACGGAGAAAUGAGAUCCGCGGUGUUGACCUGGAAAAUGCCAAUUACAGCGUCAUUCCCACCUUAACCACUCCAUAUGUUAACAGACCUAUUGCAGUGGAUUAUGAUGUAAGUGACGAAAAGGAAGGACAUUUGUACUGGGCCGACCAAGAACUAAAGGUCAUCAAUAAGUCACCACUGUCAGGGUCAGAGGUCAAAACCAUCAUUGACUCAGGAAGAGCAUUGAGUUUAGAGGGAUUUGUAGUGGAUUGGAUUUCCAGAAAUAUGUACUUUUCGACGUAUAAUGACAAAAACAAGAGGGGGGCCAUUACAGUGGCCAAUCUGGACGGGGCCUACAGAAAGGAGAUCUUUGUGAAGAAUAACACCAAAGUCAGCUCUAUCACAGUCAGCCCCAUGUCAGGAAAGCUCUAUUUCUCUGUCGAUAAGGAGGAUAACAUUUAUGGUGCUAAAAUGGAUGGGAGUGAUGUAAAGGCAGAGAUUACAAAUGCCAAUGGACCUUCAAAUUUGAAAUAUAGUGAAGCUGAUGGCAGGAUUUAUUUCCUCAGUGAAGGGAACAAUUCAAUAAUGGCCUGUGAAGUGUUAACUGUAAAAUGUGAAAAUAUUAAUAACUCAAGCAGUAACCAGUCAGAUAUUAAGUACAUCAAGGCAUUUGCAGUAAAUGGUCAAAAAGGUAUCUUUGUUGCACAUGACCACAAGAUUGCAAAGCUGACUAAGGGGGAGCAGGGUUACAGCUAUUCUGUUUUACGGGAUAAGACUGAUGAUGUCGUAGCAAUGGCCGUGUACGACAAGUCACAAAGAGUCAACGAUACCAAUGCCUGCAGGACUAACAAUGGUGAUUGCUCUCAGUUAUGUCUGCCAGUAGGAAAAAACAAACGUGUCUGUGUGUGUACUGCUGGGUAUCUACGCAAAAAUGAAACUUACUGUGUCGGAAUUGAUUCUCUCAUUAUAUACUCGGCUGUGUCUGAGAUCAGGGGGAUCACAUAUGACCCCCAGAACAGCACGGAGGCCCUGCCCUUUAUCUCCCAGGUCCAGAAGGCCACCGCGAUUGACUUCCAUGCAGCACAAGACUAUAUAUACUGGGUGGAGACGUCACCAAAUUAUCAGAUUGCUCGUAUAAAGCGUGACCUGACUGGAUACGAGGUGAUCAUUUCGGAUGAGAUCGGUAGAAUUACGGAUAUAGCUGUCGACUGGAUUGCAGGUCAUUUGUACUGGACUGAUUCUCAGAGGAAAGUGAUAGAAUUAGUACAGCUUCAGAAGGCCAGCUCUGAUGAUGAGUACAGGAGAUACGUCGUCAUUCAUAACGACUUACAGAAUCCUCAGAACAUUGUAUUAAAUCCCAAAGAGGGCACUAUGAUUUGGGUGGACAGUGUUCGCCUGACUAUAGAGCAGGCCUCAUUAGAUGGAACAGAUCGUCAUGUUUUAAUGAACCUGACAACCUCCAACAUUUCUGGACUCUCUCUGGAUCAUACCAACAGGAAGAUGUUGUACUGGUGUGAGAGACAAAAUCGCCAUAUUGUCAGGUUAAAUCUGGAGACUAGGGAAAAGUUUACUGUCACUAAAUCAGCGGACUGUUAUUCACUCACAGUUUUCAAGACAAAAAUGUACUGGAUUGAUGUACCUCAGUCGAGUCCUGAGGCUAGUAUACUGAGUCUAUCCAAGCAGGGGUCCACAGGCUUGCCCACACACAUCAAGUCCAAGCUACCAAAUACACUCAACAGUAUAAAGGUCUUUGACAGACUGGUACAGGCAGGCAACAAUUCUUGUACAGAUAAAAAUGGGGGCUGUGAAGAAAUCUGCUUGUUUAAUAGCAAGAAAACGGUAACUUGUGCUUGUACAUAUGGAAAAUUGGACACAGACAAGAAAAAAUGUAUAGACCAUGACAGUUAUCUACUGUUUUCUAAAGUGACGGCCAUUCAGAGCUUACAUAUGACAGGAAAUAAAAACAAGCCAACAGAAGAAAUCUCGGACAAAACUCUGAUCCGGAAUGUGAUUGCUCUGACGGCAGAUUAUGAUCACAGUAGAGUGUUCUACAGUGAUAUUCAGCAGUCUAACAUACAGUCAGUCUGGAUGAAUGGAUCAUCUUUUUCAAACAUUACUACAGUCAUUCCUUCCAUUGGUUCUGUGGAAGGACUUGCAUAUGAUUCAUCAAAUGACACCCUGUACUGGACCAGCUACACCAAUUCCUCCAUUAAUCGGAUCAAGAUAAAUCCAGCAACUGGGAACGCCAGCGGGCCUUCACAGAAACUGAUCCAGUUAUCAACCAGUGACCAUCCCAGAGCUAUUGUUGUCGAUAGCUGUACACAACGCAUGUUUUGGACAAACUGGCACAGCAGUCAGCCUGGUAUUCAGAGGGCCUUCUUCAGUGGUUAUAGUGCUCAGUAUAUCAUCAAAUCAGACAUCAGUACACCUAAUGGACUGGCCAUAGAUCAUAAGGAACAGCUGCUGUACUGGAUAGAUGCUCGUCUGGACAAGAUCGAGAGAUGUGACUUUGACGGAAAUCACAGAGUGGUGGUGAUGACCUCGAUCCCCCAGCAUCCCUUUGGUCUGGCCCUGUAUGGAGAUCACCUCUACUGGACGGACUGGUUACUCCACGCCGUCGUCCGAGUUAACAAGUACGACAGCAAUGACUACGCCUUCCUCAGCAAAAAUCUCAACAGACAACCAAUGGGAAUUACUGUAUUUGCCAAGGAUGCCAAUGAUUGUACACAGAAUCCGUGCUUGAAUGCAGGAUGUUCUCAGAAGUGUAAGGUGGUGAAAGGAUAUGCUGUCUGCUCCUGUAAUGACUCUUACUUUCUACUUAAUGACGGAGUUCGAUGUGCAAAAAAUGAGACCAUCACCAACUGUAGAGUUACCGACUUCCUGUGUCAUGAUGCAACAAGAUGCAUCAAUAUCACUCAAACUUGUGAUAAAGUUCCAGACUGUCUAGACCAAAGUGAUGAAUCCGCGGCUGUUUGCAAUAAGGAGCACUGUCACUCUCAGUAUUUCACCUGUAACAACUACCAGUGUAUUCCGUUUGGGAAGCAGUGCGACAGGAAGUUAGACUGUCUGGACGGCUCGGAUGAGAUGGACUGUCAGUGUAACAAAGAUACCGAGUUCCAGUGUAGGAACAAGCAGUGCAUCAACAGAAAGUACCACUGUGACAUGGAUAUUGACUGUGACGAUAAUUCGGACGAAAUCGGAUGUGAUUUGAACUGCUCUGCAAUUCAUCAUGAGGAUGCUGCUCGCUGGGUCUCAUGUAACACCACCUCAACCUGUAUCAUGGAGUCCUGGAUCUGUGACAGUAAACAAGACUGUCCAGAUGGAGAGGAUGAAAAGAACUGCUCUGGAUCAAAAGCGGAAUGUAAGGGCCCUGACAUGUUCCACUGUAAGUCUGGCGAUCGCUGUAUUCCCAGUGCCUGGAAAUGUGACUUUGACAAUGAUUGCCCAGACAAAUCAGAUGAAGUCAACUGUGAGGAUGAAUGUGAUAGCAGUAUGACUAAAUGUUCUGAGGGGACAUGUAUACCUAAAUCGUGGGAGUGUGAUGGUCACCCAGAUUGUAUCAAUGGAACAGACGAGUCCAGUGAUGUCUGUAACAACAACAGGACCUGUAAGGCGGACGAGUUUCUGUGUACCUCCACAUACCGCUGUAUAUCAAAAGACUGGCUUUGUGACGGGGACGCCGAUUGUCCAAACAGUGAGGAUGAAGACAUGGCUAACGGUUGUGAACCAAUGGCUUGCAGUGACGAUGAGUUUCAAUGUCAGAAUGGGAAAUGUGUGAAGAAGAUAUUUUACUGUGACUCGGAUAAUGACUGCCUAGAUAACAGUGAUGAGCCCCCAUUCUGUUCCAAAGGAUGUGCCGUGGGUGAAUUUCAAUGCCAGCAACAUCACAACUGUAUCAACAGGACAUUGGUGUGCAAUGGAUUUCCAGACUGUUACGACCAUUCUGACGAGAACGCAAACUGUACCCAGAAACCGGUCAAGUGUGACUUCCGGUGUCACAAUGAUAAAUGUCUGAAUGAUUCCCUUGUUUGUAAUGGACAAGAUGAUUGUGGGGAUAACUCAGAUGAAGCUCCAACCUGCAAUUUUGAUGAAUGUAAAUUUAUGGAAGAAGCAAAGAGGGACGGUGUACAAGCUACCUCCCCAUUUUUCAAAAUCUGUCACCAUAACUGUACGGAGCUGAAGAUUGGGUACAGGUGCACCUGUCAUCCCGGUUAUGAGCUGGAGGACAAUCAACAUCACUGUAAAGAUGUGGAUGAAUGUAAGACUCUGUACCCCUGCUCACACUUCUGUGUAAACUCUGUUGGGAGUUAUCAUUGUCGGUGUGCAGAGGGAUUCAAACUAGCAGAGGAUGGGAAGACCUGCAAAGUCACUGGAUCUGAGAAGCCCUAUUUGAUUCUGGCUAAUGGUUUCUACAUCAGGAACAUCAGCUUUACUGGUUACCAGAAACUAAUUCUACAUGACCUGAAUAACGCUGUGGCUAUUGACUUCGACUACCGAGACCAGAUGAUAUACUGGUCAGAAAUCACGGCCACCAUGAGUAAAAUCAGUCGACUGAACAUUACUGACCAGAAGGUCACUGUGAUACAUAAUACCACCCUGAGGAACCCUGAUGGCAUUGCUGUGGACUGGGUCGGCAGGAACAUUUACUGGUGUGACAAAACUAAGGAUACCAUAGAGGUGUCCCGACUCAAUGGAUGGUACAGAAAAGUCCUUAUUGACAAAGAGUUACAGGAGCCUAGGGCCUUGGAAGUUUUCCCUGCUAAAGGACUGAUGUUCUACACUGACUGGGGAAAUGAAGCCCACAUUUCCUCUGCCCAUAUGGAUGGCACUAAUGUCAAGCGGAUCAUCCACCGAGAUCUCUCCUGGCCCAACGCCCUCACGAUUGAUUAUGUCACGGAGAAAAUCUUCUGGGCAGACGCCAACCUGGAUUACAUUGCGAUGGCAGACCUUGACGGUAGUAAUCGACAUGUGGUCAUUGAUUCCAAUGUCCCCCAUGUGUUUGACAUGACCACCUUUAUGGACCACCUGUUCUGGACUGAUUGGGAGAGGAUGAAGAUAGAGACUGCUCACAAAUUUUCCGGGAAAGAGAGAAAACCAGUGGCCACUGUGAUUCAUCGACCGAUGGGAAUCCAUGUGUUUCAUCAGAUGAAACAGACAGCCAAGGGAGUUAACCCCUGUUAUAACAAUGGAGGAUGUGAGCAUCUUUGUUUACUGAAGCCCAGCAGGUCGGGGUUGACCAAAGUCUGCGCCUGCCCUGAGAACCAUUACCUGGCCGAGGAUAAUCGAUCCUGCAUCAUGAACUGUACAAGUUCCCAGUUCUACUGUAAGAGGAGUUCUAAGUGUAUCCCUUUCUGGUGGAAGUGUGAUGGAGUAUAUGACUGUGAGGAUGGUUCUGAUGAGCCACAUGAUUGUGAUGAAUACCCUUGUUCUGUGCCUGGAGAGUUUAAGUGUGCACACAAUGGCAGUAAGGACGCUAAGGACUGUGUCAAUCCGGUGGAGAUCUGUGAUGGGACCCCCCAGUGUGACAAUGGGUGGGACGAGAACCCGUUUGUCUGCCGAAAUUUCACGUGUCUUCCUGGUUUUACUAAAUGUGUGAAUGAGUCUAAGUGUAUUCCCAGCCCCGAUCUGUGUGAGAAUCCAAGCUGUAAUCCUGAGCUGCACAGUAUCAAGUGUACCAAUCAGAAAUGUGACUCUAACAUGUUUAAAUGUGCCAAUGGUCAGUGUAUCUCGUACGUGUGGUGGUGUGACGGUGACCAGGACUGCCACGAUGGCUCGGAUGAAGCGGCGAACUGUACCCUGGAGAACUGUAAGGCUGGCUUUGUGAAGUGUAACGAGACAGGACGCUGUUACCCCGAGUCAUGGCAGUGUGACGGAGACGCCGAUUGUGGCCCUGACGGAUCUGACGAGAGUCCAGAUAUCUGUGAUAGGAAAUGUGACAAUGAGACUCAGUGGCAGUGUGAGAGUGGACAGUGUAUCUCUAAAGUCUGGCGCUGUGAUUUUGACAAAGACUGUCAUGAUGGCUCAGAUGAAAAGUACUGUAAGGGUGAAGACUAUCGGAACUGUUCUGAGGCCGAGUUCCGUUGUGCCAAUAGACGGUGUAUACACAAGUCGUACAGAUGUGAUGGCGAGUUCAACUGUGAGGACAGCAGUGAUGAGGUCAACUGUAACAUGACCCAUGUCUGUAAUCCUGACACAGAAUUUUCCUGUAACAGUCUGUGUAUACAGAAGUCCUGGCACUGUGAUGGUGAGAUUGAUUGUCCCGCGGGAGAGGAUGAAAUUAACUGCCCCCAAGAAGAAUGUGCUGGGGGCUUUAAAUGUGGUACUGGUGCUUGUGUGCCAUACUCCUGGCAGUGUGACGGAGAAAAUGAUUGCUCUGAUGGGUCAGAUGAAGAAACACAUCACUGUAAGAAAUUUAUCUGUGGAGAGGACCGAUUUAAAUGUAACAACCACAUCUGUAUAUUUGCCAACCAGCGCUGUGACGGCAUUGAUAACUGCGGAGAUGGCUCAGACGAACGCAGGUGUAAAACUGAGAGAUGUUCUCUAAAUGAGUUCAUGUGCAAGAACACAUCAGAGUGUAUUCCCAUGUCAAAAGUCUGUGAUAAGAAAAAUGACUGCUUUAUAAAUGAUGAUGAAAGCCCAGCUCUAUGCAGAUCUGAGAUGCACUGUUCUACAAACAAUUGCCAACAUCUGUGUACUUACUACCCCUCACUAGACAGAUAUAAAUGCUCAUGUAAAAAGGGCUUUGCUCUACAGGAUGAUGGCUUUUCAUGUGUUGAGUUUGACCAGUGUAAGUCUUGGGGAGUGUGUCCACAACAGUGUGAGGUGGUCAAGGAGUACAGCGUACAGAGAGCCAACUGUUCCUGUGAGGUCAACUUCACCAAAGGUUAUCUGAUGGGGACAAACAUUCCAACAUGUUACGCCAAGGGGCCAAAGCCGGACAUUCUAUUGGCACACGAAUCUGAAAUCAUCAAAGCUGGUGUGGGGAAAGGAGGAGGUGAAAAGCCACUCAGUGUGAAUGAGCAUUCUCAGGAAAAAAUAAUAUCUAUGGACAUAGAUGCCACGGUUGAUGGAGAACUCAACCUUUUCACUCUACAGACCAGUCCACAAAACCGCUCAACUCUGUACCGUUAUGAAAUAAAUAAAUCGUCCAGAAGAAAAAGACAAGUUCCAACAAAGGUGAUUUCUGAGCUGGCCGAGCCUCAAGGUCUAGCUGUGGACUGGGUGGGGAAGAACAUUUACUGGACAGAUGCUCAGAUACACAAAGUACAGAUGGCAACAUACAGUGGAGGAAAGAAAAGAACAGUGGUUUCCAAUCUCAACCAACCACAUUCAAUCGCUGUCAAUCCGGAACUUGGGAAAAUUUACUGGACUGAUCGUGGAUAUCCACCAAAGAUUGAGAGUGCUAACCUUGAUGGCAGUGGUCGCAAUGUGCUUGUUAAAGAUAACAUGAUCUGGCCCAAUGGAAUCACUGUAGAUUACCCUAACAAUCGGAUUUACUGGGUAGAUUCCAAAAAACAGACCAUAGAAACUGCUGAUGUGGAGGGAAAAGACAGACAUGUAGUCCGACAGUUUAACAAGACUGCCAUGGACCCACCUUAUAUGAUUGAUGUUUUUGAAGAUUUCCUGUAUGUUACGUUUUACAAAAGCCAUAAUGUGACACUGAUCCACAAAUUUAACAACUCCUUUGUCAAAGACAGAGUCAUGUUUAAGAACCUGAAAUAUGUUGGUGAUAUUGUGGUUACACAUCCUAGCAAGCAGAAGCAAAUCAAGAAUAACUGUGCCUCCUUGCCCUGUAAGCGUGGCUGGUGUGUCAACAUGCCCACCUCCAGUGACACAAAGUUUACAUGCGUGUGUAACGAUGAUUCCUAUUACAAUGAAGAACAGGGCGAGUGUGUCUUCUACAAGGACUGCGUCCACGGGAAUCGCAAUCCAACCACUAAACAGUGUGUCUGUCCACCAAGAUUCACUGGCCCACUUUGUGAACAUGACUUGUGUAAAGACCACAUCUGUGAACUAAACAAAGAGUGUUUUGUUGACCAGAAUAAAAACGUGGGCUGUCGGUGUCAGGAGGGCUACAUUGGGAAAAGGUGUGAAAAUCUGUGUUCAGAAUAUUGUAAAAAUGGAGGAAACUGUACAACAGAUAGCAAUGGAAACACUGCCUGCAGUUGCACAGAAUAUUAUACAGGGGAGACAUGUAUGAAAGAAGUAUGUGACAACCAAUGUCAAAAUGGUGGAAAGUGUGUGUUAGACCGCUUUCAUAAUAAGAAGUGUAAUUGUACAAAUGGAUUUACAGGUAAGAAUAAACCCCUUUCCACACAAAAAUGA